AUGGCUCCUUCGCCAUUGCAACAGCGGAGAACGCAUAAUACACUCUUGUUUCAAAAACUCUUAAAUCUCAGAGAUGGCGCAAGUCCUUUCACUUUGCUUCUGGACAAUUUGGAGCAGAGAAGUGGCAGUGUUAUUUCCAAGACGAAGAUCAUAUUUAUCUCUUUCGCCACGCUUCGGAAGAAGGUCUCUUUUGAGCCUGAGGUCUUCAUAUCAGCACGAUCGAAACCGUUGGCUACUCUUCGUACCGAGAUCCUCUCACACAUACCACUACCGCCUUCAGCGAACACUACUGCCUCUGCGUUAAACACCCUAACCCCUCUCUGCACCCUCCACGCCCCGCACCUAACCCCCUUCCUAACCUCCCUCCUCCCCACCCCCCACACCUCCCUCCUCUCAACCUACCACCUGGACAUCCCCCUCCCACACACACCCUACACCCCAUCCCCCCUCACAACCCUAACCUACCUCUCAACCUCCAUCCUAUCCCUCACGCCCCUCACCCAUAUCCUCGCCCAAAAACGCGCACGAGAUAGAUCCCUCCAGGAACCAACCUAUACCCUCACAUCCCACCCCUCCGGCGCUCUCUUCUCCCUCCCCGUAACCCCAUCUUCCUCAGGGGUCGUCAUCCACGCCGAACUCCGUCGCCGCUCGGGGCGUUCGAUAAUCGACAAUUUCGUCCUCAUCCCCUCACACCCAUCACCGGAGAUUAUACUCCUCGACACACAUCCACUCUACGCUCCUCCCCCACACACCUCAGAAAACAACGAAGAUGAGAACGAAGUCGAAACAACAUUCAACCUCACGCUCACCGAGAAACAGAAGAGAGAUAGGGAAGGCGUUGUACUUCCGUAUUUCGACGCACAGAAAGACGGAGGGGCGAUGGGGGCUGGUGAGGGAGGAAGGAUAUUGUAUGAUAUGGGUGCGGAGGACCGGGAGGAUUUUGAUGAUGAGGAGGAUGAGAUUUGA
Molecule: messenger RNA, 966 nt
Organism: Glarea lozoyensis ATCC 20868
Lineage: Eukaryota; Fungi; Ascomycota; Leotiomycetes; Helotiales; Helotiaceae
Exons: 3
Coding region: 1-966 (321 amino acids)
Biological process (GO): tRNA wobble uridine modification
Cellular component (GO): elongator holoenzyme complex; nucleus; cytosol
Molecular function (GO): tRNA binding
Source: RefSeq, a predicted model, not a curated record